Molecule: messenger RNA, 2782 nt
Organism: Cololabis saira (Pacific saury)
Lineage: Eukaryota; Metazoa; Chordata; Actinopteri; Beloniformes; Belonidae
Gene: gtf2h1
Product: general transcription factor IIH, polypeptide 1
Exons: 15
Coding region: 215-1867 (550 amino acids)
Biological process (GO): transcription by RNA polymerase II; nucleotide-excision repair; transcription by RNA polymerase I
Cellular component (GO): transcription factor TFIIH core complex; transcription factor TFIIH holo complex
Source: RefSeq, a predicted model, not a curated record
GCUCGGCAAUCAUGUCGGCGUUUAAGUCAACUCGUUCACGGCUUGAUGUUCAGUUAAAGAAUAAAGCAUUCUGAUGUUUCUGUGUAAACAUCUUACCUUGAGAUUAUGCUUUUGGUUCUAACGACGUAUCCGCAGCAGUAUUGUUUUUUUCAGAACUAAAGGAAACCCACAGGUGCUAGUAAUCUGAAUGUUUUCACAGUUUCCUGUCUGAGCGAUGGCAUCCCUGUCAGAAGAGGUGCUGCUUGUGGUGAAGAAGGUCCGUCAGAAGAAGCAGGAUGGGACUCUCUACCUGAUGGCUGAGAGGAUCGCCUGGGGUCCAGAGGGCAAGGACCGCUUCACAGUCAGCCACCCGUAUUCAGAUAUCCGCUGUCAGAAGAUCAGUCCUGAUGGAAAAGCCAAAAUUCAGCUUCAACUAGUCCUUCACACGGGCGAGAGCACCACAUUCCACUUUUCAAAUGAAAGCACUGCACUGAAAGACCGAGAAGCUGUCAAGGAGCUGCUGCAGCAGCUUCUGCCCAAAUUCAAGAAGAAGGCUAACAAGGAGCUGGAGGAAAAAAACAGGAUGCUUCAAGAAGAUCCAGUGCUCUUCCAGCUGUACAAAGAUCUUGUGGUGAGCCAAGUGAUCAGUGCUGAGGAAUUCUGGGCCAACAGGUUAGGAGGUAUAAACAAUACAGAACCUGCAGCGUACAACGACAAACAGGAAGUUGGUAUAUCUGGUGCAUUUUUGGCCGACAUCAGACCUCAGACGGAUGGCUGUAAUGGCUUGAGAUACAAUCUGACAGCUGACAUUAUUGAGUCCAUCUUCAGAACGUACCCUGCAGUGAAACAGAAGUAUAGUGAAAAUGUGCCUCAUAACCUGACGGAGAAGGAGUUCUGGACCCGCUUUUUCCAGUCCCAUUAUUUUCACAGAGACCGCAUCAACACAGGAACGCAGGAUAUCUUUUCUGAAUGUGCCAAGCAAGAUGAAAAAGGUUUGAAGUCUCUGGUGAUUCAAGGAGUGAAGAAUCCUUUAGUUGACCUGCUGUCACUGGAGGAUAAAACAUUAGAUGAGGGCUAUGGAGUUGGUUCAGCAUUACCUUCAACCUCCAACGCUAACAAGACGGUGAAGGACAGCAGUAACUCGGCCAUUAUUAAGCGGUUCAACCAUCACAGCGCCAUGGUGUUGGCAGCAGGCUCGCGCAAGGGGGAUAUGCCAACUGACCAAGCCAGUGAAACAAGCAGCACAGAUGGAAACUCAAGGGAUUCGGACUUCUUUCAACCUCCUGUUAAGAAGGUUAAAUUACAAGAAGCCAUAGAAUAUGAUGAUCUACAAGGAGAAAACAGACCGAAAACAGUCGCUUUAAACCUGAAGAAGUCCGACAGGUAUGCUCAUGGUCCCAUGCCGCUUCAGUCCCAGCAGUACACAUCCAGUCAGGAUAUCAUCAACGCGGUCAACUACAUCCGGCAUGAGGUGGUCAAUUACAAACCCAAUCUCACUCAGGUGAUGCCCAGCGCAGCAGCGAGUUCUGCCAUUGCAGCGCUCUCUCCAGGGGGCAUCCUCAUGCAGGCGGGUUCACAGCAAGCCAUAAAUCAGAUGGUUCCCACUGAUGUUCAAGAAGAGUUAAAACAUCUUUAUGUCGCUGCUGGAGAGUUGUUGAGACACUUCUGGUCCUGUUUUCCUGUAAAUACACCUUUUUUGGAGGAGAAGGUGACGAAAAUGAAAUCAAACCUUGAAAGAUUUCAGAUGACGAAGCUUUGUCCUUUUAAGGAGAAGAUUCAGCGUCAGUACUUGAGUACAAAUCUCACAGGGCACUUGGAGGACAUGUUGCAGACCGCCUACAGCAAGUUCCACAUCUGGCAAACCCGCCGGAUGCUAAGGAAAACCUGACCUCUGAUGGUUUCUCAACAAGAAGACGAGAGACUUUAAAGUAUGGACAAAUAACUUGUGAGGGUCCUCUGGGCGGCUGUGAGAGGACGCCACAGACCUCAGCCCAGUGGAACAUGGUUCACAAGGGCUCCGUGAGGAUGUUGAGGGAUGCUGCUGCAAGCCCAGAUUUAACAGAGACUUGCCACAUUUCGGUCGCAAAUAACUGCAUUUACUUUCAUCUUCUUAUCUUUGUUUUUUCCAGUGUUAGAAGAAUCUUUGCUGAAAAUGGUAAAGCAGGACUUUUGAAAUUGUAUAAAAUGACCAAACUUCAUCUGAAAAUCUGAAGAAGAAAAAAAAAAAAAAAGGCUCUCAGGACAACAGACUGAUGUGUAAGAUGUAACCAGAGGAUGACCAACGUGUUAGUGCACGGACCUGAGAAAGGUUGACGUGCACAAAAUUCUUCUGGACACAGAAGCUAUGUGGGACAGUGUUGAAAAUGUGAAGCAAGAAAGGGGCGUAAAAAUAGCAAUAUUGUUUAGACAUUUUGCGCUGGGGUGCGUCAAGUGUGCGUCUCUCCAAUCACACUGUCACUGGUCUGUAAUGUCUGCACUGAAGACGACGUGUCACGGGAUUAAAGUGGGCUUUUGUUCACGUUGUUGGUAGAAAGUUGCAGUAUUUCAUUUCAGCAAAGCUGUGUUAGUGGUGGAUAGGGUUGCCAACUCCCUGAAAAAUAAAGGGACACUUCAUCGGCAGGGCCGGCCAACUUGAUUACCUUCACUUUUCCUGGUGUGGUGAAUUUUUUUUUUUAGCCGCUUUUUUUUGUUAGUGAAACGAUUUUUUUUUUUAACUAUUUUGACUCGACCCUGAAUUGAAUUAGAUGCAUAUUUUUGAAUACCAUGAACACAUAGAAAACAAAUUAUCCAGCAAUUCACUUUC